AUGUUCUCGUCGUCGGCUCGCUUCGUCGCUCGAUCGAACCCGGCCAUCUCUCUCCCGGUUCCGGCUCGUGCCUCCACCGCCGUGAUCGUCGCUGCAACAGGUGGCCUGUCGAGUCCCCGUAGCCAGCAACGUCGAUACUCAUCUUCGAAGCCUCCCGUUCCCCCAAGCGACGGCUCCCGGGGCAUCGAUGCUUCGUCACAGUCUCCCACCAAGAGCGUGAACCCGUCGAGCAAGGAGGGUGCCGAGAAGCGCGAGGGGAAAACGGCGAAACGACGAGGUGGCAAAGAUAGCAGCAAUGUCUCCGCCAAAUCGAAGAAUAAUGAGCCCUUCCUAAACCUCCCCAGCGUGCCCUCUACACAGCAUCUUCAUCCUCAUGAUAUCCAUGUUGCAUCCUUCUUCUCAGCGCAUCGACCGAUAUCCGUCACAACCUCCGUACCAUCGAAUUCCAACCCAGACGCCUUUAACGCCAUUUUCUCAUCGAAAAAACCGUCCAAGCCUCGUCCCAACGAUGUCAUAUAUACUCUCUCCUCAGCAGUUAAUUCUAUUGAAGGGGGAUCUGCCAAAACCGUCGAACCCGACCACCUAAGCAACGCCGAUGACCUCCCAAUCGAAGACCUCCGUAUCUCCAUCCAGGACUUCGCGAAGAAGCUCCGGCCUUUCAACCCCCCGCCACCCCCAGUUCCCAUGGAAAAUUUCGGCGAACAGGAUAGCGCUACAGAAGCCGAAGCUGCUGAAGCCGCCGAAUCGGAACUCCAUGAAGGCGUGAGGGAACAAAGCUACUCCACCAUCCUCACGAUCACCGAAUCCACACAUGGUGACGGCCGCAAGACCUACGAAGCUCAUAGCUCCCCCCUUGUCCGAAUUGAUAACAAGGACGCUCCGUCAUCCUCCAACUAUGAGGGUGAAAAAGUGAUCCAAGACGAGGGGGGCUCGUUUUCGAUAUCAGAGCCGGAGAUGGAUCAUCACCGACAACAACAUCGCGUGCCGCGCUUGAUGGGGCGGAGAGUCUACUACGCCAUCAGCGUCAAGAGGCAGCGUAAGCUGAAGAUGAAGAAACAUAAACACAAGAAACUGAUGCGGAGAACGAGGAUGUUGAGACGGAAAUUGGAAAAAGCUUAA
Molecule: messenger RNA, 1119 nt
Organism: Blastomyces dermatitidis ER-3
Lineage: Eukaryota; Fungi; Ascomycota; Eurotiomycetes; Onygenales; Ajellomycetaceae
Exons: 3
Coding region: 1-1119 (372 amino acids)
Biological process (GO): mRNA processing
Cellular component (GO): mitochondrion
Source: RefSeq, a predicted model, not a curated record